Messenger RNA from Plasmodium gallinaceum, 435 nucleotides. Its product is annotated as conserved Plasmodium protein, unknown function. Bases 1 to 435 code for a protein of 144 amino acids. The record is from RefSeq and is a predicted model, not a curated record. NCBI's taxonomy places the organism in Eukaryota, Apicomplexa, Aconoidasida, Haemosporida, Plasmodiidae. The transcript has a single exon.
AUGUUUAAGUAUGUUAUUUUUGGUGCUAGUGGAUUACUGAGUGGUUGGAUUUUAAGAGAUAUAUUUUUUUUUUCUAUUAACAACAUAAGUUCAACAAAUGGUAUUUUAUUAAAUAAGUUUGUAUGUGAAAAAGAAGGUUUUUUUAAAAAUAUAUUUAAUGAAUUAAGGUAUUGCUUUGAUCCAUUAGAAUUAAAAAAAGGAUUUAAUAAUUACAAUAUAUAUAUAAAAGAAAAUAAUUAUUUCAUAGAAACGCUUUAUAUUGAAAAAUGGAACAAUAUCAAAGAUAUGAAUGAGUAUAUUAAUAGUGAGGAGAAUAAAAAAAAUUUACAUUAUUUGAAAAAUUUAAAUAUUUUUUUUUGUCCAUCAUUGUUUGUUUUAUUAAAACAUUAUAGUGGAAAUGAUAUUCCAAGUUAUUUAAAAAGAUAUUUUGAAUAA